Penicillium vulpinum is the source of this 1767-nucleotide messenger RNA. Its product is annotated as putative oxidoreductase, FAD-binding. The record is from RefSeq and is a predicted model, not a curated record. Lineage: Eukaryota; Fungi; Ascomycota; Eurotiomycetes; Eurotiales; Aspergillaceae. The transcript has a single exon. Bases 1 to 1767 code for a protein of 588 amino acids. Gene Ontology annotation, molecular function: oxidoreductase activity.
AUGACCUCGCUCGUAACAAACACUGUUCCCUGGCACGAGGGCGAGGAGAGAUUACACCACUGGCUUCGAGUCCCGCACGGCGACAACCCGGGUGUGCCGUACUUGAGCACUAGAGCUGCAUUUCUUGUUCAACAAUGCCCGCUGGUUGCCUUGGGUACAUUAGAUUCCCAAGGCCGGCCAUGGUCAACAAUAUGGGGCGGCAAAGUGGGCUUUGCAAAGCCAGUUGCCGAAUCCUUAAUUGAUCUUCGGACACAAGUGGACAGCAAAUACGACCCCGUUGUACAGGCUUUGCUGACCGGCAAUAAAACUGAUGCAUAUACAGGAAAGAUGGUCUCAGGGCUGGCAAUAGACCUGGAGAACCGCCGGAGAGUGAAGCUGUAUGGCAGGAUGGUGGCAGGCUCGUUGUCUGACAGGGACGCUGGACAGGCACAGUUGGUUGUCCACAUCGAAGAGAGCCUGGGGAACUGCCCAAAGUACAUGAACAAGAAGCAUAUCGUACCAGCACAACCUGGUUCUAAGUUGAUCUCCGACUCGCCACAAUUGAAUUCUACUGCAGUUGAGCUGCUCUCUCGUGCAGAUACUAUGUUUAUAUCCUCAUCUCAUGGCUCAUCAACCAUGGAUACGAACACCCGCGGUGGUCCACCAGGAUUUAUGCGUGUUGAGUCCAACAAUGCUAGCGGUGCUGUUGUUGUUUAUCCCGAGUACUCGGGGAAUAGACUCUAUCAAACUCUGGGGAAUCUACAAACGACCCCGCUGGCUGGUUUCGUCGUUCCCGAUUUUGAUAGCGGCAACGUCCUUUACUUCACCGGCUCGACCGAAAUACUAGCCGGGAAAGAGGCAGAUGCCAUCCUCCCAAGAUCGAAUCUCGCCGUGCGAGUGACCAUUGCUGCUGCAAUAUUUGUUGAAAAUGGGUUGGGCUUUCGCGGUGAGGCCGGAGAUCCUUCUCCAUACAACCCCAGCGUGCGAUACCUCGCCCAUGAGAAACAAAUCCCUGGUGCCAAAGAAGAUAGUGGUUCAGAUUCUAUGGCAACAUUAAUAAAGAAAGAAGAAAUCACACCAUCUAUCCAACGAUAUCGGUUUCGCAUCUCCAGCCGCAAACCAAUUUCAUGGAGUGCGGGACAGUAUGUUACACUGUCAUUUGAAGAUGAGCUGAAUAUGGGCUAUAGCCACAUGCGAGAUGACGAUCCAACCAGUCUCAAUGAUGACUAUGUUCGAACUUUUACCGUGUCUUCGUACCCCGGUCGCAAUAUACCUGCUGAUCAAUUCGAGAUCAUGGUCCGACAACAUGGUCCCGUCACUAGAUAUCUCUCCCGAGUAAAUGAGCGAGCUGGCCUAGAAGUACCACUCAAGGGAUUCGGGGGAAGCUUCCAUGUGUCUGGAAAAUCCAUCGCCCCCUACGUGGCGGGCGGCAUUGGCAUCACGCCCCUUCUCGCACAGCUUCCAGAGUUGGAUAUCUCCCAGCUGCGAUUAUUCUGGUCAAUUUCGAUCAAUGACUUAGGGCUGGUUCAUGAUGUUUUCCAGCGGUGGCCUCAGUUGCCCCUGUCAACGACUUUGUUUAUCACCAAUAUGGAGCUCGAUGGAGCCGAUCGGCGGAUGCGGGACAUUCAGUCGUCCGGGGUGCGAAUGAUACGACGAAGAAUGCAGGCCGAGGACCUAGACCUUGCUCUAGCAGAUGUUUGGUAUCUCUGUGCGGGUGUUGCUUUGAAGCGGAUGGUUCUAAAUUGGCUGGUAGGAAAAACAGUGGUUUAUGAGGAUUUCAACUAUUGA